This is a messenger RNA of Cuscuta campestris, 981 nucleotides long. The record is from the annotation of a GenBank genome assembly. Lineage: Eukaryota; Viridiplantae; Streptophyta; Magnoliopsida; Solanales; Convolvulaceae.
UUUCUGGCAUUCAAACAUUGUUUCUUUUUCCAUGGCAACUGAGUACCUGCACCAUAAUCUGUUAUUUAUGUGUUCUUUGUUAAUUUUGAACAAGUGACCAGUUUCUUGACUUUCUUCUUUGUACUCUUGCGCCUUCGUUUUUUAUUUUCAUUUUUGCAGAAGGCUGAUGCUUCCACCAACUGGAGAGAAUGUACAAGCCCUGAUGGGAAUAAGUACUAUUACAACAAGAUUACCAAGGUGUCCAAAUGGGCAAUACCUGAUGAAUUAAAGUUGGUUCGCGAGAUGGUCAAAUUGGAGCCAAUCAAGGUGUUAGAACAAGAAAACAGUGGUGUCUCUCAUACCCUUGAUAAAACAUCGCUUUGUAGUGCCAAAGCAUCUCCUAGCGCAGCUUAUUUAUCAGCCUUACCUCAAGAAGCUGGAGCAAGCCCAAUAUUAGUGGCACCAGUAGUCACUAACGAACUGUUAAGCCUAUCUGAUAAUGUAUCUAAAUCACCAACCGAGUCAGUUGGCAUGCAAACUCCUUCCAAAACCGCUUCACCAGUUGUCAAGUCAGAUGGACAUGGAGUGUCUACCACCCCAGCUGACCCUAUCACAACUCAAAUGGUUUCUGAGAUUUCUUCAGUUCAUGAUGCUGCAGCUGAUUCAGAUAUAGGUUCUCCAGGAAAGACACAGGAAGUUGAGAUAGGUGCUGGAGUUUCUGAAAAGGGAAGUGUUGCUUCGUCAGAUGAGAAAUUGACUGAGCCAUCACCCUUAGUUUACCCUAGCAAACUGGAGGCCAAAGAUGCAUUUAAAUCUCUUUUGGAAUCUGCAAGUGUUGGGCCUGACUGGAACUGGGAGCAGUCCAUGAGAGCAAUAAUUAAUGAUAGAAGAUAUGGGGCUCUGAAAACACUUUCUGAGCGAAAACAGGCUUUUAAUGAGGUAAAUCUCCAUGUGAGAUGAUGAUCUGUUGGUGUGGUUCCUUAUGAAUGUUUAUCUUUCCUC